UGCUCGCCUUCCACGCCUGCGUCGUACGUCUCCGGUGCGCACGCCGGUGGCCCCGCCCCUCGCGCUGUACCACGCCCUCACAGGCUCCGCCUCUGCCGCCUGGAUCCCACCCCUCUAUCUGCAGGACCCUGAAACGUAAUGAUCCUACAACAGCCCCUGGAGCGAGGCCCCCCAAGUCGGGACCCACGGGCCACCACUGGGGUGGCUCGCGGCCUGGACGCCAGGGAGCCCUUGCACAAGCAGUUUCUUUCCGAGGAGAACAUGGCCACCCACUUCUCUCGACUCAGCCUACAUAAUGACCACCCCUACUGCAGUCCCCCUGUGACUUUCCCCCAGGUCCUGCCACCACUCAGGAGCUCUUGUCCAGAGCUGCUUCUCUGGCGCUAUCCUGGGAGCCUGAUCCCUGAGGCCCUCAGGCUACUGAGGCUGGGGGAUACCCCCAGUCCCUUCUACCCUGCAUCCCCAGCUGGGGACAUCAUGGAGCUCUAAGUGCUGACGGCCAGUGUCCCUCCCCACCUUGUUCCUGGACAACAAAGAUCAGCAACCCCAACCCCGACCCCCCCCAGAAGGAAGAGGUCCUUCCCCCUGUAACAGGAUAGAUGAUACUGAACUCAGAGAAACCCUGAAUGGGAGGGGCAGCAGCUUGGGAAGGGGAAAGUGUACCCUAUUAGUGAAUAAAGAUUUCUGAGAAGUUGAAGGUUUCUCAACAGCCUUUGAGGAGGGUGGAGUGCUGGAUGCUGGGGUUUCCUCCUCAAAAUCUUCCCUGGAAAACGGUGAAGGCAAGCCAGGUCCUGGCAGGCCGGGCUCCAGGCAUUGAGAAUGUAUGAGUCAGAGCCUCACCCCCCCCCCCGCCCCCGCAGUGGCCAACUGACUCCCUCCCUUCCUCCAGUUCUGGGGAGUCAAGCUAGGGAUCAGGCCAUACUCCAAACCAUUUAAAGUUAAAGAUUCUUUUAUUAAUAAAUUCUCCCUCCCCUCCAAACUUUAUCCCCAAAAUAAAUAUCCCCCCCCUUUUAGAGGA
Chionomys nivalis (European snow vole) is the source of this 1018-nucleotide messenger RNA. RefSeq names its product host cell factor C1 regulator 1 (gene Hcfc1r1). The transcript is spliced from 3 exons. The record is from RefSeq and is a predicted model, not a curated record. Bases 139 to 489 code for a protein of 116 amino acids. NCBI's taxonomy places the organism in Eukaryota, Metazoa, Chordata, Mammalia, Rodentia, Cricetidae.